Messenger RNA from Culex pipiens pallens (northern house mosquito), 991 nucleotides. Its product is annotated as protein THEM6-like. The record is from RefSeq and is a predicted model, not a curated record. Lineage: Eukaryota; Metazoa; Arthropoda; Insecta; Diptera; Culicidae. The transcript has 2 exons. The coding region runs from base 151 to 849 and encodes 232 amino acids.
CCGGUCAUGACCAUCGCCCUCCUACCUUCAGCGCAGCGUUUGUCCCGUCUCUCCAUUUGUACCCACGGGCCUGCAUUCACCUCCCUAUCCAUCAGCACACAGAACGUCAAAACAUCUGACAAUGCGCGAUAGCAUGUGGCACAGCUGAAGAUGUUCCUCGCGGCCGAUGACGUCCACCGUCAGAAUUUUUUCGGCCUUGGACAGCCCUUUUUCGACCGUUAUUCCUGUGCGAGGCUGCAAAGUAAAACAAAACCGAUGAUGUUCUCCUGCGGCCUCCUCAUCACGAUGCUGGUGCUGUACAUUAUCUGGGAUGUCAACUACUUCAUCCGGUGCGUGGCCACGCUCGGCUACGGCAUGCUGUUUCAGCGCAAACGCCGCGUCACCGACCAAACUUCGAUCUACGGGCUGUGCACCACCCAGGACGUGGACAUCUUCAUCCGGCACAUGAACAACGCACGGUACGUGCGCGAGCUGGACUUUGCGCGGUUCCACUUUUACGCCCUGACCGGAAUCUACGGCAAGAUCAAGGCCAAGGGUGGCGGCGCCGUGCAGGGUGCGUCCAGCGUCCGGUAUCGGCGCACGAUUCCGAUCUUUAGCGCGUACAAGAUCACGACGCGACUGGUUUGGUGGGACGACAAGGCGAUCUACCUGGAGCAACAGUUUGUGACGCUGGGCGAUGGGUUCGUGCGGGCGGUGGCCAUGUCCAAGCAGUGCAUCACGAAGGUCGACGUGGUGGAGAUGAUGAAACAGUUUCCGGGGGCGGAACAGCGACCUACGAUGCCGGAGGAGCUGCGCCAAUGGCUAGAGGCGAUCGAGACUAGCAGUCAGAAGCUGCGGAAGGAGAAGUGAAUGCUCGCGAAGGGACGUUCGGAACAGUGAAUAGCGCGACGGGGGGUUUGGUGCAAAAUAACGUUUUUGUUUAUAAUUUAAUGCUAUACCUUAUUGCAUUCCCAUGGAGUGGUAUAUAAAAUAAAAUAAUACAUUUUUGUUU